Aspergillus clavatus NRRL 1 is the source of this 822-nucleotide messenger RNA. Its product is annotated as TBP family protein. The transcript is spliced from 3 exons. The coding region runs from base 1 to 822 and encodes 273 amino acids. Gene Ontology annotation, molecular function: DNA binding; RNA polymerase II general transcription initiation factor activity. Gene Ontology annotation, biological process: DNA-templated transcription initiation. Lineage: Eukaryota; Fungi; Ascomycota; Eurotiomycetes; Eurotiales; Aspergillaceae. The record is from RefSeq and is a predicted model, not a curated record.
AUGGAUUCUCUCACGACCCAUCCUUCUACCGCGCAGCAGGCUCGGGCCUUCACUUCUCCCGCCUCCUUGUCGUUCCCCGGUGGUGCUGGCGACUUGACGCCUCCGUCUUCUGAAAAGGAAGGAAUCAUGGCAAUGAGUUCUCAGGGUGUGAACGGAAAUGUGAACGGUCAUCAGCAGGGAGCGAAUGCCGCAAAUGGCAAUGGGGUGACGCCCGCAACUCCCGCUGCCACUCCUGGUGCCAAUGCGCCGGGAAGUGGUAUCGUGCCUACCUUGCAAAACAUUGUUGCCACCGUCAAUCUUGAUUGCCGUCUGGAUCUGAAGACCAUCGCGCUUCACGCACGCAAUGCGGAGUACAAUCCAAAGCGUUUCGCAGCCGUGAUCAUGCGUAUCCGGGAACCGAAAACUACCGCUCUGAUCUUCGCCUCUGGCAAGAUGGUCGUCACUGGUGCCAAAUCGGAGGAUGACUCCAAGCUGGCAUCCAGAAAGUACGCGCGUAUCAUCCAGAAAUUGGGCUUCAACGCCAAGUUCACGGAUUUCAAGAUCCAGAACAUUGUCGGCUCCUGUGACAUCAAGUUCCCCAUCCGUUUGGAAGGUUUGGCGAGUCGCCAUCACAACUUCAGUUCUUACGAACCUGAAUUGUUCCCUGGUCUCAUCUAUCGUAUGAUGAAGCCCAAGAUCGUGCUCUUGAUCUUCGUCAGUGGCAAAAUUGUCCUGACCGGCGCCAAAGUUCGUGAAGAGAUUUACCAGGCGUUCGAACUGAUCUAUCCUGUGCUUUCUGGUACAGUGACCUUUAUGCUCCUCUUACCAAGAAAGUGUAGCUAA